Miscanthus lutarioriparius is the source of this 465-nucleotide messenger RNA. Lineage: Eukaryota; Viridiplantae; Streptophyta; Magnoliopsida; Poales; Poaceae. The record is from the annotation of a GenBank genome assembly.
AUGGGGGCAGCGGAGGAAGCAGUGGGGGCGGUGGCGGAGGAGGAGGCGGUGCUGGGGCCGGCGCAAGGGGCGGCGGAGGAGGCGGAGGAGGUGGUGGUGGUGGUGGUGGUGGUGGUGGGGCCGACGCAAGGGGCGGCGGCGGAGGAGGAGGAGGCGGAGGAGGUGGUGGUGGUGGUGGUGGGGCCGGCGCAAGGGGUGGCAGUGGAGGAGGUGGCGGUGGGGCUGGCGCACGGGGCGGAACCGGAGGCGGAGGGGGGAGCGCUGGAGGGUCCGGAGCCGCGGGAGGAAGGAACCCAUCCUCUGGUCCUCCAUACAGCUCUGCCGGUGGGUCUAGAGGGGUGGGCUCCGGCGGCUGGAACAACGACUACUACGAUGGAUAUGAAGCAGGAGGAGUGCAAGGGCACCGAAAUGGCCGCAAUGGAGUUUGGAUGGUCUCAGGUUAAUUCAGGAGCUUGUAUCAACUGA